Molecule: messenger RNA, 1608 nt
Organism: Colletotrichum chrysophilum
Lineage: Eukaryota; Fungi; Ascomycota; Sordariomycetes; Glomerellales; Glomerellaceae
Exons: 3
Coding region: 1-1608 (535 amino acids)
Biological process (GO): carbohydrate transport; transmembrane transport
Cellular component (GO): membrane
Molecular function (GO): carbohydrate:proton symporter activity
Source: RefSeq, a predicted model, not a curated record
AUGGCCAUCAUCGACAAGAAGAUAUACGAGCAAACCCCGAAAGAGGCGAUUUCGUGGAAGAUUCUCUGCUAUGCAAUCAUCCUGUCCUUCUCCGGCUCAGCCCAUGGCUUCAACACGGCCAACAUAUCGGGCGUCCUCGCCUUCUCGCCCUUCAAGAAGCAUUUCGAGCUGAGCGGCAUGUCGGAAGAGUCCCUCGCUGACUGGAAAGCUUGGAUCACCUCCAUGCUGAUCCUCGGCUCCUGCGUCGGGUCUCUCAUCAUCGCCCCCAUCAACGACAAGCUGGGCAGGAAAUGGUCUCUUGGCCUCUCCGCCUUCGUCUACUCCGUAUCGGCUAUCUUGAUGAGCGCCAACCCGGGUGGUGCUGGAGGCAGAGCUGAGCUCCUCGUCGGCCGGUUCCUGUCAGGGGCAGGAUCCGGAGCAGCAAGCGUCGUCGGCACGAACUACAUGGCCGAGAUCGCGCCUAGCGCUAUUCGAGGCGGGUUGACCGCAUCAUACAACGCCAACACGAUGCUUUCUGUCGGCCUCGCGUACUGGAUCAACUACGGCGCGCUGCUGAACCUCGGUGGCUCGAACGCACAAUGGCAAGUUCCCAUGGGCGUCCAAGCCUUGCCUGGUAUCAUUCUCAUCGUCGGGCUUUUCUUCGUGCCCGAGUCGCCAAGAUGGCUGCUGAGCAAGGGCAAGUCGGAGGCCGCUGAGGCAGCACUUGAGAACCUGAGGUCUCUUCCUAGGGACCACACGUAUCUUCGUCAGGAGCUGUACGAAAUCCGUGCUGGACUCGAGCACGAGCUGGCUCUUUCCCCUGGCUUCAAGGGUUUCCUCAAGGAGAUGGCGUCCUCGAAUGUUCGGAAGCGCCUUGCUCUGGUCAUGAUGAUGCAGAUCGGGUUUCAGUUUUCUGGCGGCAACACGUUGACGUACUACAUGACCUCCAUCUUAGAGUCUAUCGGCAUCACCUCGAACUCCUUUAACUACCUCUUUGCAGGCAUCUACGGCAUGGUCAAAUUCUUCUCGGUUCUUCUAUACUGCCUCUUUAUCAUCGACAGACUUGGUCGCCGAACCGGACUCUUCGUCGGCUCAGCUCUCAUUCUAGUGUCCCUCACCUACAUCACCGUCUUCCUUGCGGUCUCUGACAAGUCUGGAGAGAUAUCCAAAGCCGGUGGCCUGGUAGCCGUAGUAUUCAUCUACAUAUUUGCCGUCGGGUACAGCUUCUCAUGGGCUGUCGCGCCAUACAUCAUCAACGCGGAAGCCUUUCCAACCAAGAUCCGCUCCACUUGUAUGGCUAUCUGUAUUGCCUGGCAGUACCUAGUCAACUUUGCCUUGUCACGAGCACAGCCGAACAUGGUCCUCGCUAUGCACUCGUGGGGACCCUUUUGUCUCUUCACUUGCGUUACGCUGUGCAUGACGGUCUAUGCGUACUUCGCCUACCCUGAGACGAAGGGCUUGUCGAUGGAGCAUAUGGAGGAGCUGUUCAACAUGCCUUGGUAUCGUGUCGGCAGGGCCAGCACCAAGGUCAUCAUUGCAGUUGGCGCUGAACCCACGUUGGAUGAGAAGAAAGAAAGAAGCAUCAACGUUGAGCAGACGGAAGAUGCUGGAAAGCCGCGUAGUGCUUAA